Emys orbicularis (European pond turtle) is the source of this 483-nucleotide messenger RNA. RefSeq names its product twist family bHLH transcription factor 2 (gene TWIST2). The transcript has a single exon. The record is from RefSeq and is a predicted model, not a curated record. Bases 1 to 483 code for a protein of 160 amino acids. Gene Ontology annotation, biological process: developmental process; regulation of transcription by RNA polymerase II. Gene Ontology annotation, molecular function: RNA polymerase II transcription regulatory region sequence-specific DNA binding; DNA-binding transcription factor activity, RNA polymerase II-specific; protein dimerization activity. NCBI's taxonomy places the organism in Eukaryota, Metazoa, Chordata, Testudines, Emydidae.
AUGGAAGAAAGUUCCAGUUCUCCUGUUUCCCCUGUGGAUAGCUUGGGGACCAGUGAAGAGGAGCUGGAAAGGCAGCCAAAGAGAUUUGGCAGGAAGAGGAGAUACAGUAAGAAAUCCAGUGAAGAUGGCAGCCCCAACCCAGGCAAGAGGGGGAAAAAGUCCAGUCCCAGCUCCCAAUCUUAUGAAGAACUCCAAAGCCAGAGGAUCUUGGCCAAUGUCAGAGAGAGGCAGAGGACUCAGUCCCUCAAUGAAGCCUUCGCAGCCCUGAGGAAAAUCAUCCCUACGUUGCCCUCUGACAAACUCAGUAAAAUCCAGACUCUCAAACUCGCAGCCAGGUACAUAGACUUCCUCUACCAGGUCCUACAGAGCGACGAGAUGGACAAUAAGAUGACAAGCUGCAGCUAUGUGGCCCAUGAGCGGCUUAGUUAUGCCUUUUCAGUGUGGAGGAUGGAAGGAGCUUGGUCCAUGUCUGCCUCCCACUAG